Molecule: messenger RNA, 1098 nt
Organism: Malassezia pachydermatis
Lineage: Eukaryota; Fungi; Basidiomycota; Malasseziomycetes; Malasseziales; Malasseziaceae
Product: trna methyltransferase
Exons: 4
Coding region: 1-1098 (365 amino acids)
Biological process (GO): tRNA wobble position uridine thiolation
Cellular component (GO): mitochondrion
Molecular function (GO): sulfurtransferase activity
Source: RefSeq, a predicted model, not a curated record
AUGUCAGGUGGCGUGGAUUCCUCUGUCGUAGCAGCGUUGCUGGCUCGCGAGGACUACGACCUACGGGCCGUAUACAUGCGCAACUGGUCCACUCUAGACGAACGUGGCUCCAUGCAGGCGGGCAGUGGCGGGGCCAUGGGAUGCGAUUGGCAGCGUGAAUGGCGCGAUGUCCAAGCUGUGUGCCGUCACCUGGGACGCAUCCCUGUCGAUAUGAUCGAUCUAUCCCAAGCGUACUGGCUGCAAGUCUUUGAGCCUGCGCUGGAGCAGUGGACCGAAGGUACAACGCCCAACCCUGACGUGGAAUGCAAUCGUUCGAUCAAAUUCGGCGCGCUCAUGGACCGUAUCCUCGGCCCCUCUCUCGACGGUUGGCUAGCUACUGGGCACUAUGCUCAACGUACUAUGUAUGAAGGACGUACUCUCCUGCAACGUGGACGCGAUCCGACUAAGGAUCAGUCGUUCUUCUUAUCAUCUGUGCCUCCUUCGCGCCUGACCCAUGCACUCUUUCCUCUUGGCAGCAUGCACAAAACCGACGUACGGGCUCUUGCACGUACUCUUCAGCUGCCUACAGCCGACAAAGACGAAAGUAUGGGUCUUUGCUUUGUCGGCGAGCGUGGGAGUGGCGCGCAUGCCUUUGCGCGCUUCCUCGAUCACUACGUAAUCAGUGAACCUGGGGAUCUCGUGACUCCAGAAGGCCACGUACUAGGGCAACAUCGUGGCUUACAUACUCUGACCAUUGGCCAGCGAGCACGUAUACCGAGCCUGUUGGAGCGGUACUAUGUUGCGAAAAAGGACCCGGCCACGCGCCGCAUUACAGUGGUCCCUGGGAAAACGCAUCCUAUGCUUCAAUGCGUGGCGCUAGAUACUGAUACCUUUGCAUGGCAUACACCUAUACCACUGCUAGAUACCCCGCUCCUAGCCCAAGUCCGCUACCGCCAAAACGCUCAGCCAUGUAUUGUCCAGUCGCGUGGGUCAUCCGGUGUUCGUAUUGCUUUUGAACCGAGCAUGCAAGCUGUCUCACCAGGUCAGACCGUCGUUGUGUACGAUGGCCAAGUAUGCGUAGGUAGCGGCACGAUUGAUCGUGUCUAUACAGAAGCGUAG